AUGAUCAGAAUUCUCGCCACCUACCCUGAUACCGCAUACCUAGCAACUUGUGAAUUCAAAGCUGCAGAGGUAGCUGGGUCUCCCAACCGCCAUGAUCUUCCACACAAGCCGAACGCGAACCAAACGGUGGUUUUCAAUGUCUCCAAUGGUCUCAUCGAGGGAUGUCAUUUUUGUCGCGCAACAACAAACACCAGCCGCUGCGGAGCAUGCAGAGUCGUUUCCUACUGCAGCCGAGAGCACCAGGCCAUCGAUAGAGCAGCACACAAGGCAGCGUGUAGCAAGAUUAAGAAGGAGCGCGCUAAGCUAGAGGCAGAAGAGAAAGCUAUCCGUGCCCACGCCGUAGACGACCACACAGGCACCAACGCAUUCCAAGAGGUUGGAAAAGCCAUGGGACACUUCUGGAAACAUCAAAUCAUACGCCCACACUUGUUAGCUCGCUACUUCCUUGUUUUAGCAUUGCUCAGAGUCAACACCAAACACGCAGUCGAAGCAGCGCUCGAGCAUGGUCUCGAUAUGCUACGCCUCAAUCAUGAAGACAACCAAGGCUUGCGCUGCAUCAUCCCAUCGCUCUACCUCCGUCUCGGUCGUGAUCAGGACUGCUACGACCAUCUCGUCUGGUGGCUCCUGUACGGUCGAGGAGACAACAAGCACCACUGGGGUCAUCCAGAUGCUGUUGUCAAGGACUACAACGCUCUCGAGCCCGUCGCUGAUUUCAUCAAAGGCCUCCCUGACCUUUCACAGAUCGUUGCGCUCGCACUGAUCAAGAUCCGCAUGCUCAUCGACGGCGCGGAAUUUUUGAGAAAGGAGUUGCUGAGCUGA
This is a messenger RNA of Parastagonospora nodorum SN15, 819 nucleotides long. RefSeq lists its product as hypothetical. NCBI's taxonomy places the organism in Eukaryota, Fungi, Ascomycota, Dothideomycetes, Pleosporales, Phaeosphaeriaceae. The record is from RefSeq and is a predicted model, not a curated record. The transcript has 3 exons. Bases 1 to 819 code for a protein of 272 amino acids.